AUGACCAACAUACCCCUUGUAUUACAUGAAGAGGUAAACAGAAGCCAAUUGGUAGCAGCAGGAGGAAAUGAUAUGAAGCAGUGUUUGGAUGAUGAGAGACAUGCUCUCCUUCUUUUCAAAGCUUGCCUUCAUGACCCUGAUGAACAUCUCUCCAAAUGGACAGCUGAAGGAGAUGACUGCUGUAACUGGAAAGGAGUCACGUGCAGCAACCAAACAGGUCAUGUCACAGGGCUUGAUAUCAAUGGAUAUUGGCUUGAAGGUGAGAUAAGCCAUUCACUGCUUAACUUAACCUACUUGUAUCAUCUUGAUCUUUCCUUCAAUUUUUUCAAUGGAACCAUUCCCACUUUCAUUGGUUCCUUGACUCGAUUAAGGUACCUUAGCCUUGGCUCGAAUGAUUUUAAUGGGACCAUUCCCAGGUCAAUUGGUUCUUUGACUCGAUUAAGGUACCUUCACCUUGGCUGGAAUCAUUUUAAUGGGACCAUUCCCAGGUCAAUUGGUUCUUUGACUCGAUUAAGGUACCUUAGCCUUGGCUCGAAUGAUUUUAAUGGGACCAUUCCCAGGUCAAUUGGUUCCUUGAGAGAAUUAAUCUUUCUUGACCUUUCCGGGAACUCUCUUUAUGGAACCAUUCCCACCUUCAUUGGUUUUUUGACCAAAUUAAGUUACCUGAACCUCGGUGGCAAUAAUCUUAAUGGAACCAUUCCCACCUUUAUUGGUUCCUUGACUGCGUUAAGUUCCCUUGACCUUUCUAUUAACUCUUUUUAUGGAACCAUUCCACCAGAGUUUGGAAACCUCACCAACUUGCAAGUGCUUUCCCUUAGAUAUGUUGGAGGCUGUAGGGUUGAAAAGGUAGAGUGGUUGUCUCAUCUCUCUCAUUUGGAGGAACUUGAUAUGGAUGGGAUUUCAUUAGCAAAAGCAGAUCAUUGGGUAGAUGCAAUUUCAAGUCUCCCAAAACUAUUUGAAUUAAGGUUAGAUGGAUGUGAACUGUCACAGGUCAUGUAUCCAUAUUCUUCAUUUCUCAACUCUUCUUCUUCAUCUAUUCAUACCCUUUAUCUCAGUGACAACAAUCUCACCUCAUCCAUGUAUCGUUGGUUGUUCCCAUUAACCAGUAAUAAACUGCAUCUUCUUGAUCUCUCAACCAACAGGUUAGAUGGAAUACCCAGAUAUCUUGGUAACCUCUGUAGUUUGGAACAGUUGUACUUCAAUGACAACUCUGCUGUUAUCAAAUUUCCUGUUUUUCUCAACAACUUGUCUGGAUGCACAUCCCUUUCAUUACAAUCCUUGUAUGCUACGGGAAGCCAAUUUACAGGGUCACUGUCCGAUGACAUCCAAAAGUUUUCAUCCCUCGGUACUUUGGACAUAUCUCAUAAUCACUUAAAUGGAAGUAUAAGUGAGAAACUGUGGGAACUACCCAGGCUCCGAACUCUUGACCUUUCUUUUAAUAAUCUUACAGUUCCUUCCCCAGAUCACUUGUCAAACAUCUCUUAUUUUCAGUAUCUUGAUCUGCGCUCUUCCAAUAUAGGGCCUCUCUUCCCCAAAUGGAUUCAGACACUCAAAAAUCUUACCUAUCUUGAUCUUUCCAAUUCUGGAAUUUCAGACACAAUUCCUCUAGAGUUUUGGGACAGCUGGCCUUCUCAAUUAGAAUAUCUGAAUCUCUCUUCCAACAACAUUAGCGGGAACGUACCAGAUUUAUUAUCAAAUUUUGCCAAACAUUAUUCAGUGAUAGAUUUGAGUUCCAACAACAUUUAUGGUCCAAUACCGGAUGUUGCUUCCACUUUGGCAUCAUUAGAUCUUUCCAGAAACAAGUUUUCUGGAGGAAUCUCGUUUAUAUGCCAAAUUGUUGAUGGGUUAUUAUCAUUUCUUGACCUCUCUCAUAACUCAUUAAUCGGACAACUCCCGGACUGUUUGUGGCGUUUCAAAGGACUACAAGUUCUUAAUCUUGGACACAACAAUCUCUUUGGACGGAUUCCUCCCUCUGUUGGAUCUUUGAUACAACUCAAAGUCUUGUAUUUAUACAAGAACAACUUCUCCGGAGAAUUGCCUUUGUCCUUAAAAAAUUGCACGAGUUUAAUCUCUUUGAAUUUGGGGGCCAACAAGUUUUCUGGUAAUGUGCCUGUCUGGAUAGGGAAAAACUUAUCGUGGUUGUAUGUUCUUAUCCUGAGAUCAAACAACUUCUUUGGAACCAUCCCUUUACAGUUAUGUCAGUUACCUAAUCUUCAUGUUUUGGACUUGGCAAUGAACAAUCUCCAUGGAAGCAUCCCCUCAUGUUUGAGUAAUCUUACGAGCAUGCUUCACCAAGGAGGAUUCUCACAAGAUGUAUACUUUCAAAAAAUUGUAAACAAUACUUCAUAUGGAUGGGGGAGAUAUGUUGACCAUGCAAUGAUUCAGUGGCAAGGAGAUGAACGUGAAUUCUUUAACACUCUGAAAUUGUUGAAGACCAUUGACCUUUGUCCUGGAGAUGAAGAAUCAGAUGCAACAUCGGUGAUUGGUAAAAGUGAGGGUGAUGGGGAAGACACAGAUGAUGAAUUCGAACUCUGGGGGAUGGUUUUAUAUUGGUGGGGGAAUGGGUUUUGCUACUGGAUUUUGGAUAGCAUGUGGCGCUUUACUUCUCAACCGUCGAGGGAGACGUGCAUUUUUUCAGUUUUAUGA
This is a messenger RNA of Lactuca virosa, 2646 nucleotides long. Lineage: Eukaryota; Viridiplantae; Streptophyta; Magnoliopsida; Asterales; Asteraceae. The record is from the annotation of a GenBank genome assembly.